Trypanosoma grayi is the source of this 1356-nucleotide messenger RNA. RefSeq names its product putative GTP-binding protein. The coding region runs from base 1 to 1356 and encodes 451 amino acids. The record is from RefSeq and is a predicted model, not a curated record. Gene Ontology annotation, molecular function: GTPase activity; GTP binding. NCBI's taxonomy places the organism in Eukaryota, Euglenozoa, Kinetoplastea, Trypanosomatida, Trypanosomatidae. Gene Ontology annotation, cellular component: mitochondrion. The transcript has a single exon.
AUGCGAUGCGGCACGUGGCACCGCAAUGUGUUCGACCCCGUGUUUAUGCGGCGUGUGAAGCGGACGCUGGCGUCGUACAAAGAGGCGAUGGACCACUCCAGUAGGAAGGGGAUGUCACGGGAGGCCUUUGUCGACAUCAACGAGAAGGGGGCUGCGUGGUAUCUGGGGCACAUGCAGCUUGCCUCGCAGUCCCUCGCCGAAAAAGUAAAGGAUGCAGAUUUCGUGUUGGAGAUACGCGAUGCACGUCUGCCGUUUUCCACAGAGAAUCCCAAUCUGCGAAAAGUUGUAACGGGAAGGCCGAGACUCAUUAUUUUUAACAAGGCGGAGAUGUCAAACGAGGACUGCAACCGCACCAUACAGCAGUACUAUGAGGCAACUGGUAGUUUCGCCCUCUUCACCAGCGCCAAGCGGAGUUGGAGAGACACGGUGGAGGCCGUACAGCGGUUUGUGACGCACAUCCUCCCCGCUCAGCCCUUUAGGACAACGGCCCAUGUUGGGCUUGUGGUUGGGAUGCCCAAUGUUGGCAAGUCUACCCUCAUAAACUCCCUGCGAAUGGCACACGAGUAUCAGUUUCAUCGUGAUGACUUUCGGCGCCCGCGUACGCCGGAGGCGGUGAGCAUUUUUCCUGGCACAACUCGGGGCGUGAAACUCGUUCCUGUUUGUCGUGAUCCAAAUGUCGUCCUGUACGACUCACCUGGGCUUACACUCCCUGGAUGUUUUUCAAAAGAGGCGGGUUUGAAGUUGGCAGCAUGUGGGAUAAUACCUACCAACGACAUCACGCUCUCUCGCGCCCUUGUGGCACGGUACAUUUACGAUGUGCUCACUGCUGCAGGGAUCGGUGAGCACAUGGCGGAGUGUUUACACCUGCCAAGGGCUCCGAUCAGCUUCGACGACUGCAUCGCAAUGAUCUGUGAAAGAAGUGGUUCCAGUGGACAAACGGAUUUAGGCAACUUGGACCCUGCACGGGCACAGAGGUUUCUCAUCCACGAUUUCCAGAUGGGGAAGAUGGGACGCGUCACGCUUGAUCGACUGCCCAACAAGAUGCGCCGACAGAUGACACACAACGAGUAUCGCCAACUCGGCGAUGGCCAAGCUAAUGGCUCAGAAGGUGCUGCUGAGAGCAGUGAGUUUGUCUUUACGCACGAUGUGAAGACUUCGGAUGUAGUGUCCCGAUAUUCUGAAGACAUGCGAGAUGUUAUGGAGGAACUUCAGGGGGCAUCCGUGAAAGAUGCGGCUUCCCACUCUCGCUCACAGAAGGACGGCACUGUCAUUAGCCGCAAGAAAGGGCCCAUUAGCCGAGUGAGUAUUCUUGAUGGAAAUUUUCGAAAAAACACUCGUGUUGCUCCAGGCCGUUGA